Molecule: messenger RNA, 303 nt
Organism: Drechmeria coniospora
Lineage: Eukaryota; Fungi; Ascomycota; Sordariomycetes; Hypocreales; Ophiocordycipitaceae
Exons: 1
Coding region: 1-303 (100 amino acids)
Source: RefSeq, a predicted model, not a curated record
AUGGCAUCCGCAUCCGCCGUCGCAAUCCGACUCGGCGGCGCCUCGACGAGAGUCACCCGCUCGCCCGCUCGCCCGCUCGCCCGCUCGCCUGCCCGGCCGCUCACCGACCUCGCCCGUCGCGCAUCGCCAGUCGGCCUCGCCCCCGUCUCCCUCGUCAUCGCCGUCUUGCCCUCGCGCGCGGGGGUCCUGUGCCUGCCCAGACAUCGCCGCCGCCGUCGUGCUUUGCCGUCGUCGUCGUGCCUUGCCGCAGCGGCGUCGCGACCCGGCGCCCCGUCUUCCGUUCCCCGUCCCUUGCUUGGCUGA